This is a messenger RNA of Mycena indigotica, 1110 nucleotides long. RefSeq lists its product as uncharacterized. Bases 37 to 1110 code for a protein of 357 amino acids. NCBI's taxonomy places the organism in Eukaryota, Fungi, Basidiomycota, Agaricomycetes, Agaricales, Mycenaceae. The record is from RefSeq and is a predicted model, not a curated record. The transcript is spliced from 3 exons.
GCCUCUCAUUUUCCUGAUCACAACAACGAAAUCACGAUGCACCCACGUUCUAUUGCUGUUCUCUUCUCUCUCAUCGUCGCGCUCUGCUCGUCGGCGACCCCCAUUACUCCACGGGGAACUGGCUGCCUAGAUUGCAUCGACGGAGAUUUUCAUGACUCGGAGCUUGCCCGUGGUAUAAUCAGUGCUCGUCAGAAUCAGAACGAGAAGAAGAAACAAGGAGGCCAACAGAACAAGAAAAAGGGAGGGCAGAAGAAGGGCGGGAAACAGGGGAAGGGACGGAAGCAGCAGGGCGGAAAGAAACAACAAGGUGGAAAAAAACAACAGGGCGGGAAGAAGCAACAGGGGAAGAAGCAGCAGGGCGGGAAGAAGCAGCAGGGAGGAAAGCAGCCGCCGAAAGCUGGCAAUGGGCAGAAUCAGAGCAAGGGGAACAAUAACGCGGCCACCCAGACCAACCAAGAUGCCCAAAAGUCUCUCACACUUGAGAAGGACGUUAUUUGCAACAACUUUGCCGACAACGGACAGAACCCACCUGUAGCCGGGCAAACUGCCUCCCAAACGACUACCAACAACUGGAUUAACUUCUGCAAGCUUACACUGCCCGGUGUCAAGCUCACCAAUGGCCAACAAAUCCGCGAAGGGUCGUGCAACCCGACUCCGAUGGGGCUGAUUCCCUCUGCCGACAAGAUGCCUUCCGCCAAGUUCAACUUCCCCAAGAAUACGGACGUCAUCAACGCCAAUGUUCCAUUCAACGCGUCGCUGAACAUCCGCAACUUCGAGACUGGCUUAUUCACCAACGCGCAGAAGACCUAUUUCUCAGCACCCCAAACGCUGAAUAAGAAAGGCGAAAUCCGAGGUCAUACCCACAUAGUUAUGGAGAAAAUUCAGAGUCUGGAUCAGAUCUUACCGACAGAUCCAACCAAAUUCUUCUUCUUCAAGGGCGUCGAUUCUGCUGCUGAGAACGGCGAGGCCAUUGCAUUUGUCAGCACCGGCGUGCCCGUGGGAUUCUACAGGAUGUGCUCUAUCAACACGAGCACGAACCAUGCGCCUGUCGUCGGCCCCAUUGCACAACAUGGCUCCUUCGACGACUGCGUCUACUUUACUGCCAAAUAA